AAUAUAAUAAUUUUUAUUUUAUAAUUUGCAAAAAGAAUUUGAUAAUUUAGCAAACACUUAAAAGAAAGAUACCUUAUUUGGAACUUCAAGUGUGUGCGAUGAAUAAUUAAUACACGCCAAAGUUACAGUGAGCGAGUUAUAAAGAUUUAUCGACUAAGCCGUAAUUCACUUUCGAUACGGAGAUAAGCAUGCGGGAGAUUAAUGAAUCUCAGCGAUACUGGAUGCAGUCUGAGUGCAACACUUGACGGAAAACGAGGAUUUUGUGCAUAAUGCUGCUGCGAUUUGUGUUUUCAGGCAGAAUGCGAUAUCCACUACCUUGUAUGCUCGUAUUUUUGUACAAUAUUUCCAUAGGAUUUUCCAUGAUCGAUGUAACAAAACAUCCUAGCUGGUCGUUGCUGAAACAAGGUAGUUGUGGUAAUUCAAACAGCGAUCGCAUUAUCGGCGGUAAGAAUGCGAGUCUCGGUGCAUAUCCUUGGAUCGCGAGAAUAGGAUACAACAGACUUGGUGACGAUGAGUUAAGCUAUAGAUGUGGUGGUUCGUUGAUCAACAAACGUUAUAUAGUUACAGCUGCCCAUUGCGUGACGGAUCUGCCUGAAAAUUUUAAGGUUGGUGGAAUUCGUUUGGGUGAGCACAAUACUCUGACUGAUCCUGAUUGCGAGCAAGGAUAUUGCGCGGAGUCAGUACAAGAUUUUCUACCCGAAUCCAUAAUCGUCCAUAAGGAUUACAACAAUCCGAGGUACAAGAAUGAUAUAGCCAUGAUACGAUUGAACAAGCCAGUACUUUAUAACGAGCAUGUGAGGCCCAUUUGCAUGAUGAGCGGUGAACUGCUCAAAAAGAACUUCGUCGGCGAGAUUGCGGAAGUCGCUGGUUGGGGAAUUUAUGAUAUUAAUGACCCGAAGCCCAGCACGAUCCUGCAGACAGUCAAACUGCCGAUAGUCGAGAUGGACAAGUGCGUGAUAGCUUUCAAGAGUUACGCCGACGUUUCGGGGAAUCAGCAGAUGUGCGUGGGCGGGAUUCCGGGCCAGGAUUCCUGCGGUGGUGACAGCGGCGGGCCCUUGAUGAAAGUGGAGAGUUUGAAUGGACCUCCUAGAUAUCAUUUGAUCGGCAUCGUUUCCUUCGGCGCCAAAUCCUGCGGCGCUUCUACAACGCCUGCUAUCUACAGCAAUGUCGCCAUGUACAUUACAUGGAUUCUCGACCAAAUGCAUCCGUGAAGACACCAAGACAUUCAGAUCGAAGUAAAAUUAUUAAAGAUCUAUUCUUCUUGAGUUGAACUUCUUGCACCGUUUUUAUAUAUAUAUAUUUUUCUCUCUACGUUAGAGAAAAAAAAACAGGAAAGGUGAACGGUGCAAAGCUGAAGAGAACAAUUUAUAAUCUACUUUACUGGGGAGACUUUUAUUAUAUCGGAAUGUCGACGAGAUUUCGCGUUUAAAAUAGCUCUAUUUGGAAAGCGUAUUUUUUUUAUUUGGAAUAUAGCUUAUAUUUAUAAAUUUUAUUCAAUUUAUAAUUAAUAAGCUUGACAUUAAUAUCCUAAAUUAUAUAAAAAACAAUCUAUAAUAUGCACAUAAAAUACACUAUUAGUAUAGAUAAUUUAUAAUUGGAAGGGAACCGUUCUAAAAAUAAAGAUAUUU
Messenger RNA from Pogonomyrmex barbatus (red harvester ant), 1628 nucleotides. RefSeq names its product CLIP domain-containing serine protease B4-like. Lineage: Eukaryota; Metazoa; Arthropoda; Insecta; Hymenoptera; Formicidae. Gene Ontology annotation, biological process: proteolysis. Gene Ontology annotation, molecular function: serine-type endopeptidase activity. The record is from RefSeq and is a predicted model, not a curated record.